AAAAAUAUCUCUAUCCAAUAGUAUUUCACUACCUAGUUUAAAUCGCAUUCUCUAUAAUACGUUACCAUAUUCCCCAAAUUACCCUUAGCUAUGACCAUAGUCGCUGGCUCGCUGCAAAAAGUGAAAGGGGUAUAUAGGUAAAAAAGGAUAAAUUAACAGAGAGAGGAAGGGCUUUGGCGUGGAAGCUCAGCUUUUCUCCGAGUCGGGAAAAUGUCUUUUUCUCGAAAGAAUAAAUCUUUUUCUCUUCUCUCUGUGUUACCCUCUUGAAAUUUUCCGCGAAAAAUCUCAACUUUUCCAUCUGAAAACCCCCCAAAAUCAAACAAUUGGAUCUUGAUUUUUAGCUGUGAUUUAGUGAUUAAGAGGCUUAGGGUUUGUGGCGAAAUGUUGGUACAGAGAAGAGUAAUGAGUUGGAGAAGAGUCUGGAAGUCGUUUCAAGCGGCUUCUGCGCAUUGUUUACUCUUCUCCUUCACGCUUCUUCUCGCUUUGAAGCUUGAUCAUGUUGUUUCUCAUUCAUGGUGGUCAGUUUUUUUCUUCUUCUUCUUAAAGUUUCCGUCUUUGGUGGCUUGACUUCUGUUUUGUAUUGUGAAAUGUUUGAAUUGAUCGAUUGGAUUCUCAAUUAUGCAAAUUCUCUUCUUGUAAAAUUGGAUUUUUUUUUGUCUUAAAGUUAAACUCUUUCUUAGGUUUAUCACUUUGAAUCUUUGGUGAUGUAUAAAGUAGAAGUAGUAUCUUCAAUACCAUCCUUAAAGGUUAAGACUUUGAUGUGGAUAGCUUUCACUCUUCUUUAAGUAUGUGUUGUUUUGUCUGUUUUUACAGGUUUGUAUUUGCACCCUUGUGGUUGUUUCAUGCUGUGAUUGCUCGUGGUAGAUUUUCAUUGCCUGCUCCAUCAAUGCCUCAUGAUCGACAUUGGGCUCCUUUUCACUCGGUUAUGGCAACACCACUUCUUGUUGCUUUUGAGAUCCUUCUCUGUGUACAUCUUGAAGAUAAAUAUGUUGUUGACUUAAAGAUUGUCUUUCUACCGUUGCUUGCAUUUGAGGUAGCAAUUUUGAUAGAUAAUGUCAGAAUGUGCAGGACGCUCAUGCCUGGAGAUGAAGAAACUAUGAGUGAUGAAGCCAUAUGGGAAACACUUCCUGUAAUCAAAGCUCGACAACAUUUCUGGGUUUCCAUAUCUAUGGUUUUCUUCAUUGCCGCAACAACCUUCACUCUUCUUAAAUUAUGUGGUGACGUAGCUGCGUUGGGAUGGUGGGACUUAUUUAUAAACUUCGGAAUAGCAGAGUGCUUUGCGUUUCUUGUCUGUACAAAGUGGAGCAAUCAGUCAAUUCAUAGGUAUUCACAUAUACCGGAACCUAGCUCAUCUUCAAUGGUAGUAAGAUAUCUGGAUUGGAACAGAGGUCUAGUAGUAACCGCUGACGACGAGCAUCAGCAAAGCAACAGAAUAUGUGGUCUCCAAGAUAUUGGUGGACAUGUUAUGAAAAUUCCAUUUGUGACCUUUCAAAUCAUCCUUUUCAUGCGCUUAGAGGGAACGCCAGCUUCUGCCAAAAACAUUCCGAUUUUAGUUCUGUUUGUACCUCUUUUUCUGUUACAAGGAGCUGGGGUACUUUUUGCUAUGUAUAGAUUGGUUGAGAAAUCAGUCUUAUUAAUAAAUAGUGGUAGUGGUUCUUAUGGAAGAUAUUUUACCGCAACAUCAUCAGCUCGUGAAUUCCUGGGAUUCUUUCAACAUGGUGCAAGAUUACUUGGCUGGUGGUCUAUCGAUGAAGGAAGUCGGGAAGAACAAGCAAGGCUCUACUCUGGAGAAGCUACUGGAUACAACACCUUCUCACCAGAGGUUGUGAAGAAAAUGCCAAAGUCUGAUCUUGUUGAAGAGAUAUGGAGACUUCAAGCUGCAUUGAGUGAGCAAACAGAUAUCACCAGUUAUAGCCAGCAAGAGUACGAAAGGCUUCAAAACGAGAAGAUUCUUUGUAGAGUUUGCUUUGAAGAUCCGAUCAACGUGGUUCUACUCCCAUGUAGACAUCACGUCCUCUGCAGUACAUGCUGCGAGAAAUGCAAGAAAUGUCCGAUUUGUCGUGUCCUGAUCGAGGAGCGUAUGCCUGUAUACGAUGUGUAGAUUUCAGAGCUCCAAUCCAGAAAUGAAGAAUACAUUUCUUGCUUGUUUGGUUUUGUUUUAGUAAUGAAGCAAGCACUAUAUAUAUAUAUGUUACAACUUGCAUAGGAAAAAUUCUGAUUCGUUUUCGAGUGGAUGUAAAUAAUACUGUAAACCAUCGUAUAUGUCAUGAAUCUUCUUUCUCUCUUUUUUUUUUUUUGAUCAUACAAUUUGCAAAGAUUCAUACAAGUG
Arabidopsis thaliana (thale cress) is the source of this 2329-nucleotide messenger RNA. RefSeq names its product Transmembrane Fragile-X-F-associated protein. NCBI's taxonomy places the organism in Eukaryota, Viridiplantae, Streptophyta, Magnoliopsida, Brassicales, Brassicaceae. Bases 788 to 2101 code for a protein of 437 amino acids. The record is from RefSeq and is marked reviewed. The transcript has 13 exons.